AGCGCCGGAGAUAGUUGUCAUGAUGACGGGAGCCGCCAGCUCGGUUCUCUUCAAGGUGCCACAAUGGCUUCCCAAAAGAGGACCACACCAGCUGUAGUAAAAGGCACCGGAUUCUGGCAUGCUCCCAUUGUGACCAAAUACUGCCAGGAAACACAAGAGCUGUUAAAAGUGAUGAUGCAGGAAUCCAAACUUACCAGCUUCCAGCAACGCCAUCUUAUAAACUUCAUGAAACGAGGUGACUCCCUGCCUGUCCACUGCAACCCAACAUCCAGCAGAGAACCACAGUGUCCAAAGCCUGUCUCACCGCCAAAUGCUUUUCUGUCCAUCAGUCCAUCUGGUAGGCCUCAUCUCCGGCCUGCUGAGGUCUGCCAAGCAGGCGAUGCAUAUAUCCGAGAAAAAUUCAGGCCCCAAGCCACCCGAGACUUGGAGAAGGAGAAGGAAAGACUCCAAAACAUCUUAGCAACAGGAAAGGAUAAGGUAGGAAAAAAGGCCCAGAAGAAGCCAGUGAAGGUGGAAGAGGAGGUACCAGAACCGGACCGGUUUGAAGAAUUGUUGAAUGAAGUUCAAGAGCGACAGAAGUUUCUGGCAGAGAUGGAGGCUCUGGGACAGGCCAAGUUGUACCAAGGGAUCAUUCUCACUGAAAUAUCACAGAAGCUACGGGAGAUGGAGAUCAUUGACAAGCAGAGAAGUGCUGAAUUGAAAGAGGCAUUGGCUAAAUCCUUCAAUAUUGGCAACAAGCCUGAUUCUCAAAGCACAGUUCGAGAAGACUAGUAGUCCUUUCCAGGUCCAGUGUGUGACUACUGGAUCCUUACUUUUUUCUGCUGCCAGAGCUAGGCCUUCCAUAAGAGUGUGAGGAAUGGCUCUUAAUGAUACAGUCCUGACCUUUUAGUAGCAGAUAGCUAUGGAAGUUUCAAUCCACAGGGGGAUUUGUGUGUGUGUAUGAACUCAGAAACAUAGGAACACAAGGCCUUUUCAAGGGUGUGGUUUAGAAGUAGCAUUUGAUUGCUGCCAGGGACCAGUGGGGGCAUGCCUUUCCUCUUUAAGCAGACCAGCCAGAGAUGAAAGGAACUCAGCAUACCUGUCUAGCCUUUGAAACACAGCAGUAUGUGGUUUUCUAGCAUUUUGUGCUUCUGCUCGUUAGAACCAGAACAGUGAAACUCUUAUAGCAAGUGUUCAGGUCAAACAUUUCCACAUAUACCCAUGUCCUGUAGCAUUCUCACCAAAGCUGGAAGCUGAAGCUGCUGUUUCUCACUUAC
Elgaria multicarinata webbii is the source of this 1256-nucleotide messenger RNA. It is a transcript of the gene C9H22orf23, whose product is annotated as chromosome 9 C22orf23 homolog. Bases 64 to 771 code for a protein of 235 amino acids. The record is from RefSeq and is a predicted model, not a curated record. The transcript is spliced from 7 exons. Lineage: Eukaryota; Metazoa; Chordata; Lepidosauria; Squamata; Anguidae.